Drosophila ficusphila is the source of this 550-nucleotide messenger RNA. RefSeq lists its product as uncharacterized. NCBI's taxonomy places the organism in Eukaryota, Metazoa, Arthropoda, Insecta, Diptera, Drosophilidae. The coding region runs from base 80 to 208 and encodes 42 amino acids. The record is from RefSeq and is a predicted model, not a curated record. The transcript has 2 exons.
UGUCCUGCUGGGGCUGGAAAAGCUGGCGUCUCGCGGAAAAUUCAGUCAUCAGCGCGUGUCCAUCGAAUCGGCAGUGAAAAUGUGCCAGCGGCGGUUCUUCAGCAGCAAGUACACCAGUUUCCACAAAAAUCACAUCAAGUUGUUUGCCGUUUACAUGAAAACGGCAAAUUUGAUGCAAAACUUCAAUGUGCUGAAGCGUUCGCUGUAAGCGCCGCUGCCUCUGCCGCGGUCGACGUCGCAGCCGCCGCCUUCUCCCCCGCAAAAAAAAAUAAAAUAAAUUUAAGUUCGGGCUGUGUGUGUUAGUGUAUUCAAAAUAAUGCUUAUUUAAAAGCAAAUUCCGUUAACGCUUAACCAACAAAUCUGAAAUGUCUGAAAAGAAAACCCGAAAUCUGGUGAAAAUCCUCGAUAAGAAAUAUAACAAUUACAAUUCAAUUUAGGUGUGUCUACUUAAAUAACGUUAACAAAACAAAGCUACUAAAAAGCUGACUGGCUUAGUAGAAGGACAUUAUAGUAUGCCAGGAUCAAAAAAGUAAAUACCAGACAACAAUGA